This is a messenger RNA of Amaranthus tricolor (Joseph's coat), 1067 nucleotides long. RefSeq names its product NDR1/HIN1-like protein 13. The coding region runs from base 86 to 934 and encodes 282 amino acids. The record is from RefSeq and is a predicted model, not a curated record. Gene Ontology annotation, cellular component: plasma membrane. The transcript is spliced from 2 exons. Lineage: Eukaryota; Viridiplantae; Streptophyta; Magnoliopsida; Caryophyllales; Amaranthaceae.
AUUUAAUAUUUACCAAAAUUAUUUAAAUCAAAAUCAAAAUUUUCAAUCUCUCGGCUAAACUUGAACACCGCUCCCCAUUUCAUUAAUGGAGGAGCGGGUCCCAACAACCAGUCACGACAAUCACCACAAUCAUCAAACCUCAAUGCAUGAGGCGGGUCAAGAAGACGAAAUUGAUGAUUAUUAUGUUAUUGACAAUGUUAAUGGUACCAAAAACAAUAUUGAUGACCAAAUGCCGAUCAUUGUUCCACCCCAUGAUACGUAUGUUAUAUUAGUUCCUAAAGAUCAAAUAUAUCGGGUCCCACCUCCGGAAAAUGCCGAGAUCGUAGAAAAAUAUCGGAAUCCGGUGCAAAUUAGCCGAAGUGGCCGUCCGCGGUGUGCAUAUUGGUCGUUGUCAAUUGUUUUGGUGGUGGCGUUCAUUAUUAGUGUGUUUAUUUGCAUUCAUCAUUUUACGUUGAAACCUAAGAAUCCUACCUUCUAUAUCAAGCAUUUUGCUAUCAAGACUCAAGUUCAUAAUAAGAAAAACCAUUCUCUUGGAUUUCAGGUUUCCAUGGAAACAAGCAACCCAAAUAAUGUGAAUGAUAUUGGUUAUGUAGAAGGCAUAGCCAUACUUAUGUACAAAGGGAAGAAGAUAGGGCAUGGCUCAUUUCCUAGGUUGGAAAAUCAAGGAUCACGCAAAACUAAUACAAUGGAAGUGAAAAUUGCUACAUUAUCCUCUAAAGGAGGUUUGCCUAAAGAGUUACAACCUCAAUCUUCUAACAACAAAAAAAGUAAACCAUUAAAUUUCAACUUGUUAUUGAACAUUCCUCUUAAGAUGAAGACAUGGUUGUAUACCAAGAAAGUUGAUGUUAAGGUUAAUUGUGACUUUGAACUCAAUUCCAUUGGAGAUAAUAUUAAAGUUUUAUCCCGAAAAUGUGACGUUCAAAGAAAAUUAUGACUGCUGGAAAAUAAUCUAUAUGUGAUUUCACAUCGAAGAAUUAGAAAGAGGUUGACCAAUUAUAUAUAAGCUUGAUACUCAAAGACAUGUGUAUGCAGUCAACUCUCAUGUUAUGUGGAUCUGAUUUAAAGCC